This is a messenger RNA of Alligator sinensis (Chinese alligator), 687 nucleotides long. RefSeq names its product alpha-1-acid glycoprotein 1-like. Bases 85 to 687 code for a protein of 200 amino acids. NCBI's taxonomy places the organism in Eukaryota, Metazoa, Chordata, Crocodylia, Alligatoridae. The record is from RefSeq and is a predicted model, not a curated record. The transcript is spliced from 6 exons.
AAAAACUGCUAUCUGCAUUCAGUCGAGCAGCUUCAGGCAGUGGUUUGGACUCUCCUGCUUCUCACCACCCUUCAGAUAGAAACUAUGGCACUGGCCUGUAUUGCUCUUCUUCUUGGCUUGGCCCAUCUCCUCAACGCUAAACCUCUGGACUGUGAACCUCUUGUUCCAGAAACUCUUGAUGAUGCUACAGUUUCCAAGGCUCUGGGGAAAUGGUUCUACAUUGUUGGAGCUUCACACUACAAACCUCACCAGAAGGAAAUGGAAGUGCUAAAGAACACUUAUUAUUACUUCUUCCAGGGCAAACACAACGAUGAGCUCCAAGUCACAGAAGUCAUGAGAAUCAAUGAGAGUUGCAUUGUGGACAAGGACAUUUAUGUCACAAUAGACAGAAGCAAUUCUACAAUAACAAUAAAAGGGCCUCGUGAAAAUGGCACAGCGCAAAUCCUCCACAGCAACUUCGAGGACAGUUUGAUAAUGUACCACAUUCAAAAUGUUGAAAAAGGGAUAUCACUCUCAGCUCGGUCCCAAAACGUGAGCAAAGAACAACUGGAAGAAUUUAAAGCUCGAGCGGCUUGCCUUGGAUUUACCGAAGACGACAUGUACUAUACGACAGCAGAGGCCAUAUGUCCCCUGGAAGACGAUGACAAUGACAAGCACCCCAGCAAAGUGGAGCCAACAGCAGAGUAA